Mya arenaria is the source of this 628-nucleotide messenger RNA. Its product is annotated as lens fiber membrane intrinsic protein-like. The record is from RefSeq and is a predicted model, not a curated record. NCBI's taxonomy places the organism in Eukaryota, Metazoa, Mollusca, Bivalvia, Myida, Myidae. The coding region runs from base 72 to 554 and encodes 160 amino acids. Gene Ontology annotation, cellular component: membrane. The transcript is spliced from 3 exons.
CCGACUUUUAUCACACUUGCAGCAGAGCUUCUUGAGCAAGACCAACACUUGCAUGAAUUUAUAAAUUUAAAAUGGAUAUUUUGACACUUGUUAGUCUUGCUCUAGCCGGUGCGUCAGCUCUGUUGGACAUCGUCGGCCUUGCUAUACCUUACUGGUUGAAUACUUCCAUUGGCGGGAUAUCGGCUCAUUCUGGCCUUUGGACAUCUUGUGCGCAGUCAACAUGUUAUGCGGCUACCGAAGUUUCUGGACGGAUGCAGGCAAUUCGAGCCAUGGUGAUUCUUGGACUGCUGUUGAUGGUUGGGGCUUCAGUCUCCUAUCUCUUACAGAGGUUUAUGAUGAAGAGCAACCAAAUGCUCACAAAAGUCGCCGCUGGACUCGCGAUUUCAGGAGGUAUUUUCAUGCUGAUCGGUCCAAUCAUAUACGCCACCACACCUGCAAUCAAACUUCUCGUGCAGUUAGGCUACAGUCUGCACGCCGGGUUCGCACUCUGUAUAUUGGCGGCAGUAGCGGGAAUAGCUGCGGGAAUUGCAAUGCUCCUUACGAAACCUGAAUAAUUCAUUCCAUAUUUGGAUGAAUAGACUAUGAACAAUUCGUAUUUGGUCCAAAAUCAGCUCAUUUUCAUACGUUG